Messenger RNA from Gordionus sp. m RMFG-2023, 5346 nucleotides. RefSeq names its product serine/threonine-protein kinase DDB_G0283821-like. The transcript has 29 exons. Lineage: Eukaryota; Metazoa; Nematomorpha; Gordioida; Chordodea; Parachordodidae. Bases 82 to 4515 code for a protein of 1477 amino acids. Gene Ontology annotation, biological process: protein phosphorylation. Gene Ontology annotation, molecular function: protein kinase activity; ATP binding. The record is from RefSeq and is a predicted model, not a curated record.
CUUUCUUUUAUUAUCAACUUUUUCGCCAAAACAGAUGAUGUUUACCUAAAACACAUUUCUAAACAAUAGUACCACUUCAAUAUGAGAAUGGGUUCUCUAGAUGGAAUUGAUUUAUCCCAACUUAAAAAUCCUUCCGGCAUAUUUGAUCUGAUCGAACUGGUCGGCAAUGGAACAUACGGGCAAGUUUACAAGGGCCGACACGUGAAGACCGGACAAUUGGCAGCAAUCAAGAUUAUGAGUGUUACUUCGGAAGAAGAAGAAGAAAUAAAGUUGGAAAUUAAUGUCCUUAAAAAGUAUUCUCAUCACAGGAAUAUAGCGACUUAUUACGGAGCUUUCAUUAAACAUUCACCCGGCAAAGAUAGUCAGUUAUGGCUCGUGAUGGAAUAUUGCGGUGCUGGGUCCAUCACUGAUUUAGUCAAAGCUACUAAGACCAACAGUCUCAAAGAGGAAUGGAUAGCUUAUGUUUGUAGAGAAAUAUUGAGGGGAUUGAGUCAUUUGCAUUCGAACAAGGUUAUCCAUCGUGAUAUCAAAGGACAGAACGUGUUAUUGACUGAUAACGCAGAUGUUAAAUUAGUCGAUUUUGGAGUCUCAGCUCAGUUAGAUAGAACUGUUAGUCGUAGAAGCACGUUCAUUGGUACUCCAUAUUGGAUGUCACCGGAAGUCAUAGCAUGCGAUGAAAACCCUGAUGCUACAUAUGACACUAGAAGUGACAUAUGGUCGGUUGGGAUAACCUGCAUUGAAAUGGCCGAGUCAAAACCACCUUUAUGCGAGAUGCAUCCGAUGAGGGCUUUAUUCUUGAUACCAAGAAAUCCAUCACCUCGUUUAAAAUCACGGAAAUGGUCCAAAAAGUUUCUAAAUUUUGUUGACACUUGUUUGGCAAAAGAUUUUAGAAAUCGACCUUUUACCGAGGCCCUUUUAAAACAUCCCUUCAUUCGAGACUUGGCCAACGUUGAAAAACAGAUCAAAAUUCAGUUGAGAGAACAUAUAGAUAGAACCAGGAAAAGAAAAGAAGAGCAAAGGGAGACCGAAUACGAAUAUAGCGGGGGCGAAGAAAAUAGCGAGUUACCUCCUGUUAUCAUAGAACCAGUCAAGCCUAAUAAUCAUGUUAAUAACUUACACAACCAUUUUAUCGAGAAUAGGAAAAAGGCCAUUUUGGAAGUGGACGAACCAGGGGAAGAACUCGCCGACGAGUACGAAGACCUGACUCCUUUAAUAAAAGCAGGUGCUAGGUCAGGUGUUUUGAACAUGGGUAGGUCAGGACCUUUCAAAAAAUCAAGGUCGGAUUUGGCAGAAAAAUAUUACGAUAAGAAAAACGACAAACCCAAAUGCCACCCAGUUCCCCAACAACAAAUGGUCCCAUUAGCUCCUCAUCAAAAGGUUAAUUUAGUCCCUUCCCCUCAUCGGCACCUUCCCAGUCACAAGCUCUUGCUCUCGGAUUCUCUCUACGAUUCUACCAAUAACAUCCUUAAUAACAUCAACAAUCUCCAUUUCAACCAAAAAGUCAACCCUAAUCAUGAACCUGUAAAAAGCUCUCAACCUACUGCUAGCGCCAAAAAUCAAUUGCAACGUUUAAAUAAUGGAAAAGUUGUCCCAAACAAUGUUCAUAGGGCUUUAUCCAAACCUGGUAAUAACUUAAAUAUUAACCAUAUUCCGGCCCGAAACGUUGGAGCCAGCCAACUUAUAGCUGUUAACAAUACCCCAUUACACGCUCAAAAAAAUAACGUAAACAAUUUAAUUCGUAAUUCUCUUGUGGAUGCAAACAUGCCAAACGAUUUUAUACUGAAGGCCGAUAUUAAAUCGAAUGGAAAAUUUUUUAUCAAUCAACCGUCAUCUGUUAUUCAUUCUAAAUCGGAGGAUUUGGACAGGCUAGCCGCCCACCUGAGCCGUUUGGGUAGUAUAAGCACGGCUCAGCUAGUAUCCGAAAACAACGCUUUUUCUGUCCGGACUUCCGUCUUCAAUAAUAAUAAUAACGUCAAAACAUCGAAACAACAAACAUUCGAUAACGUGCCUACCAUCAAUAACGAAGAUUUCAAUACGCUUUCCAAACUAGAUAACGAGAAUCAUAAUAAAGUCAAUAAAAUUAAUAACAAUAAUAUCAAAGCCUUAUCACCGACCCGCUCGUGCUCGCCUAGCAGCUCGACCAUGUCAAAUUCUUCAUCAUCUUCCAAAUCUAGCCAUAGCUCUUCUUCUUCUAAUAAUUCUUCUAACCACUCUGACAAAAAUUCUUCCACGUGUUCCGAUUCCGCUUGCAGGGCUGACCUGCGCAGUUCAGAUGAAGACGCUUUAGACGAAGAAAAUAGCGAUCAAAAAGCCCUGAAAAUUAUUGAAAAGGCCAAUAUCGAUUAUCCUAAUAAUAAUAAUAAGACUCAUAAUGGUAAACACAAGAAAUCCGAUCAUAAAAAUAAGCAUCGCAGGAGACGUACAAAGACUAGUAAUAACAAUGAACUCAACGUGGAUGUCAAAGAUAGCGUUAAAAAUGUGAAAGACAGAAAAUCGGCUAAAGUUAAGGAAAAAAUUUUGGAAGAUAUCGGGGAAGGAGAAGAUUUGAUGGGCGAAGAAAUCGCAUCCGAACCGGGAACCGUAAAUGAUAAUCGUUUUGGAAAACCUGCUUCCAACAUAAUAGGAGCCCAAACCUCCUUUAUCGUGAGCAGCCCCUGCAGCCCUCCGAAUGACCAAGAUUAUGACGCCGAUUCCGAUACGCGCAUAUUGGACGCCAAAAAGCAUUUAGAUCGCAUUUUACAUUAUAAUAACAAUAAUAAUUCCAACAACAUUAUCUUCAAUGAUGGCCAAUUUAACGCCAAAACUCGUAGUAAUGAUACAAAAGACAUAUUAGUGGAAGACGAAGAAGAGGAGGACGAGUACGGAUUUAGGAUUAUUGGAGGAGCAAAGGAAUCGAAAGAUUUAGAUCCGCCUAUACCUCGCUUUUUCAUAACCUCAAUCUCGUCAACAUUGAGCAAAUUUUUGCCCCACAAAUUUUUACAAUCUCAAGCAAGUAAUGCCAAAUCACAAAUCCCUCCCGUACAAUCAUCUGCCCCUAUGCGUCCUAGUAAUGAAGGAACGCUUAUUAAUCGCAGCAAAAGAAACUCUUCUACGUCAAACCUUCAAAAUCUGAUUGCUUCUACUCCUUUACUUAACUUUACCCCUAAUUCAUCUAUCCCCAACGGCAUUUCAAGUCCUAACACUAGUUCUGUUUCUAUCACCAAACCCAAGAACGUUCCAUCAUCCUUUUUCAACCAACAAAAACGACAAAAAUCUUUCAUUUCAUUCGGAUUCGGUCUUCACAAUAACAAUAACCAACAAACAAAUUGUGGUAACGGUAAUCUUGCAAACGGAAAUAAAAAAUGCUUUAAUACGCCAUUUUCUGCUAUCCAGGGAUCUAAGAGAUACUCCCGGGUAAAUGUUAAUGUCUCACCCAAUCCCAACCACGAUUGUAAUAAUCACGAUGAUACGGACCCUUCUUCACCCCCUCAACAAAUUCACAAUGCAUCAUCCAAUAUAUCCCACAACCGUAACACUGGUAAAGAGAAAUUGAACACCGGGCCAGAAAUCCGAAAAUAUAAAAAGAGAUUUGCCUCUGAUGUUCUGUGCGCCGCUCUUUGGGGCGUCAAUUUGCUGAUAGGAACCGAUACUGGAUUGGUGCUACUCGAUAGGAGUGGGCAGGGCAAAGUUUAUCACUUGAUAUCGCGUCGGCGUAUGCAACAAAUAGAAGUUUUGGAGGGUCAAAAUAUUUUAAUCACAUUAUCAGGAAAGAAGAACAGAAUCCGUGUUUAUUAUUUAUCUUGGUUGAGAGGGAAGAUAUUGCGAACUGAAGGGGUGGAAAAGAAAAAUGGUUGGAUUAACGUGGGCGAAUUGCAAGCCGUUGUUCAUUUCAAAAUAGUAAAAUUCGAGCGGAUAAAAUUUAUGGUGCUGGCCUUAAAGAAUUGCGUGGAAAUAUACGCUUGGGCUCCCAAACCUUAUCACAAAUUUAUGGCUUUUAAAUCCUUCCCAGAUUUGGAACACAAACCACUCCUGGUCGAUUUAACCAUCGAAGACGAAUGCAAACUAAAAGUUAUAUAUGGUUCGGACCGCGGCUUUCACCUGAUUGACGUGGAUACAUGCAAAACAUUCGACAUUUAUAUCCCUAAUUACGUGCCAUUUCCGCUCAUACCUCAUAUCAUAGUCAUCUUACCUAACAGUGACGGCAAGCAUUUACUGCUGUGUUACAAUAAUGAAGGUGUCUAUAUCGAUAUUAAUGGCAAGCUUACCAAAAAUAUAUCUCUGCAAUGGGGAGAAUUGCCAAGUUCGAUAGCUUACACCGGAUCUAGACAAAUUAUGGGUUGGGGCAAUAAGGCUAUCGAAAUUCGUGACGUUUAUACGGGCCAUCUAGAUGGCGUUUUUAUGCACAAAAAAUCUCAAAAAUUAAAAUUUUUAUGUGAACGGAAUGAUAAGGUAUUCUUCUCCUCGGCACGACCCAACGGUGGAUCGUCGCAGAUUUAUUUUAUGACUUUAAAUGUAAACGGUUUAUCCAAUUGGUAAAAGAAAAUGGGAAGUCUUAUUAUCGAAAAUAGUUACUCUUUUUGAGACUUAAAUAUAUUGUAUUUAAUAUUUAUUUUUUAUAAAAUCGCAUUUUAAAAUAUUGCAAACCCGAUUCAUUUAAAUAUUAUAUCCAUUAAUUAUGUGCUUCCUUCUUUUUAUAUAUCUAAACGUUAUUUUUAAAAAAAUAUUUUGUUACAUGGCCACGAUUAUAUUAUUUAUAUUUCAAUUACAAAUUUUUACCUGCCUAAAAAUGGCUGAGGACCAUUUGCAAACAUUUUUUUAUAAUUAUUAUCAGACGUUUUUUUAAGAUUACAAAAUAGUGUUGUUUACCACCCAAUCUUAUAUCAUAAAAUUUCAUACUCAAAAAAAAAUUAGGCUGGAAAACCAAUUUUAAAAAUAAGUUGUACCAAACCAAAUUUAUUGUAAAAUAUUAAUAUUUUUUUUUUAAAUUAAUGGUAAAGUAAAAUUAAUUUUUUAACCUUAUUAAAUUCAAAAAAACCUGCACUUUUUAUUUUUUACAACCCUACUCAAAAUGCAUUUAUUAAAAUUAUCAAUGUUUUUUAUUUUAAUUUUGAUUAUUUGAUACAAAAAACUCAUUUUAGAUCUAACAGAAUCUUCAGAAAUAAUACUUAACAAAUACCUUAAACAAUGUACCAUAUAUAAUCAUAGCAUAUAGGCACUAUUGUUCUGUUUAGGGAGAAAUGUUUUAUAGGUUUGUCUAAUUCUUAAUAUUCGCAGAAUAAAAAAAAUCAUGGUAUUUUAGCAAUUAUUUACUACUUUUGACUUACCUAAUAUUUAUUAUUUUCAAAACAAAUAAUAAACGCUUAAAUA